GGGUGUGUGCAUAAGUGAAGCAGUGAGGGCAGAGGCUGAGGCAGAGUGAUGCUGCACCUGUUCAUGCUCACCUGAGGAAAAGAGAGAACUGCCUUACACCAGCAAAGAGCGUAAGAAAGGACUCCAGGCAUGGCAGGACAGUUGAUGUAAGAGGAUUUCUGUCAGGCACUUUGUUUUUACUAAGGUCAGCUCUCCAGUCUCUGCUGCUGUCAUGGCCGAAUCAAGCUGGUGGAAGUUGACCUUCUCGAGGAAGAAAAAGUCAGAAUCCAAGGUUCUGUACGAGAUUCCCGCCGAGUAUGGCAGCAAUAAUGGAAACAAGGAGCACCCGGGUGCUGCUCCCGACAGCAUGGACAGCCAGUUAAAUGCCCGGCUGGAGAAGAUCGUAGACAAAUCUGCCUCCAAGGGCCGCCACGUUAAGGUCUCACAUUCUGGUCGCUACAAGGAGAAGAAGAGGGUACGGGCCACGCUGGUGGAAAACCCAAAUCUGUUUCCAGAGAAGGACCCCGCGGAUGAGAAUCACAAAAAGAAGACGGACAAGUAGCUUGAUCAUGGAUGUGGAAUUGGGAGUCACUUCUGAGCGCUUUAACACACCCCAGUGUGUUACUGGGAAACCGCUGCACUCACACCUUAACAAACAAAUCUUAGACGUCCACACAUCAGAACUGGUACCAGUUCUGCUGAUUUUAAAAGUUUAUACAGUUUUCCUCUGCUUGUUCUGUAUUUUCACAAAUGAAUCCCAUCAUGAAGGAAAGGUCCAGGCUCAGCUUGUGAACCACAAAACUGUCAUUUAGUUUUUUUUAAAACUUUUAUUAUGAACUUUAUUCAAAGAAAACUUUGUUCUUUUGAUGUUUUGCAAAGAAAAAAUUAAGGUGCUCCUCCUUUUUUUAAAGGCAGUACUGUAAGUUUUAUUACAAAUUUAUGAUCUAAGCAAAUAAAGUCUUGAUUUUAAACCCUGA
This is a messenger RNA of Oryzias melastigma (Indian medaka), 956 nucleotides long. It is a transcript of the gene prr15lb, whose product is annotated as proline rich 15 like b. The transcript is spliced from 2 exons. The record is from RefSeq and is a predicted model, not a curated record. Lineage: Eukaryota; Metazoa; Chordata; Actinopteri; Beloniformes; Adrianichthyidae. Bases 212 to 541 code for a protein of 109 amino acids.